This is a messenger RNA of Tupaia belangeri chinensis (Chinese tree shrew), 1387 nucleotides long. It is a transcript of the gene ANKRD40CL, whose product is annotated as ANKRD40 C-terminal like. Bases 956 to 1336 code for a protein of 126 amino acids. The transcript is spliced from 2 exons. NCBI's taxonomy places the organism in Eukaryota, Metazoa, Chordata, Mammalia, Scandentia, Tupaiidae. The record is from RefSeq and is a predicted model, not a curated record.
AUUCAAACACGUUUUGUAAGAACACAGAUACCCACUAACUGUCCAACUCUGCUUCAGAACUGGCGGUGCAAAGCACCCUGUGCCGAAAAUAUUUAGGUACAUUUGAGUUACGCACAGAUUAUAAACUUUUCUUCCCCAGAUUACACACCACUUGAAAAUACUCUCAGCUCUUCAAGAUUUGGGUGGUGAUUAAGGGAAAUUACUCUUGAGGAAUGAUGUAAUUACUGCCCUUUUCCUGACUUGUCUUCUCCCUUAAGCACAGAGGAAUGAGCUGCGGGACAGGAAGUGGAGGUGGGCAUCAGUGUCACCCGUUAAUAGAGUUGGCAGGCGGCCAGAUGCUGAGGCGCUGCAGCAGCUUGCCUCUCUCCUUUUCUUUCUAGGUGAGCAUAAACAAAAAGGUGCCAAUCCACGCUUGUCCACAGAGCCGAGUGAUGAUGCCAACGGUCCAGGUGAGGGCUUGGCCCCUAGGCCAUGCUGUGAAGCCAAAGUCCUCUUUUGAUGUCCUUAAGUUCAUACUGCUCCUGCUGACUCACACCCAUUGCUGCUGUCAAUCCUGCCACUUCCCAGAGCAUACCUCUUGCUGCACUCUUGCUGAGUGCAGGGGGUAGGAGGGAGUGUGGAACAAAGACAGCAGCUUUGCAGUUCUGCAAAUGGCAUCUUUAGAAACAGAUCCAGUGCUAUGCAUUUCCCUGGAGCUUUCAGAAUAACCCACAAGGUAAAGACAACUGCUACGUAUUGCCCAAGAGUGAUGCAUUUAAAUAUCCAUUACACAUUUUAAGACCUUGGCUGGCUUCAAACUGCAAGCUGUCUGUGGUGGCUAUAAUGGGCAUACAUUCCAGAGGUUGUCCAGAACUCCAAGACUCGACUCAGCUGACGCCAAGUGUAUAUAUGCUUAGGAAAGCUCCAUGUGUAAUUAUUCCAUUUUCAGGAUUUAUCUAUGCUUCAAUAGUUGAUAAUGUUGAAAAAGUGGGUGUCGGUUCUCUUACAAAAUGCAUUUGAAUUUAUAGGUGGUCUAGAGCUGGUGCUUAAAAUCAGAAUUCAGAGCCCCAAAGAAAAUGACUUCAUUGAAAUUGAACUGAAUAGACAAGAGCUGAGUUACCAAAACCUACUGAAACUGAGUUGCUCUGAACUGGGAAUUGACCCAGAGCAAGUGGAGAAGAUGAGAAAGCUACCAAACACACUGCUCCGAAAGGACGAAGACAUUCGAAGACUACAGAACUUUCAGGAGGUAGAACUCACUUUAACAAAAAACGGAAGCUCUGAAUUGACAGAAUACACAUCAUCUCUAACACACAGGUCCUGUUAUAAUAGUAAUGCUGCAAAAAUGACUUAUUAAAUAAUCUUUAACAGGGGCCAGCAGGUGGUGUGGUGGUUAAGGAUGCUGGAC